This is a messenger RNA of Belonocnema kinseyi, 1918 nucleotides long. Its product is annotated as mitochondrial intermembrane space import and assembly protein 40. Gene Ontology annotation, cellular component: mitochondrial intermembrane space. Lineage: Eukaryota; Metazoa; Arthropoda; Insecta; Hymenoptera; Cynipidae. The record is from RefSeq and is a predicted model, not a curated record. Gene Ontology annotation, molecular function: protein-disulfide reductase activity. Bases 342 to 824 code for a protein of 160 amino acids. Gene Ontology annotation, biological process: protein import into mitochondrial intermembrane space. The transcript has 4 exons.
AUUACUUCUAAUAAGUAAUCACUGGUAGUGCUAUCACAGAGCUCCUUCACCGACAAGGUUCUAAUUUUUAUUCGUUCAUUCUUCACGUACUGAAUGUUAAUCCCCAGGAAUACAUGAAAUAUUUUACAAACGCAUAUACGGUAUGGGCCCGUGCAGAAAUCUAAAUGUAGGCCACGCAAGGUACUGACCAGUUUUCCCCACUUCUGUUGUGGGCCUCAUGGGGUAAUCUGGCAACCCCUAUACAAGAAGCCGAAAAUAACAUAGAUUUUCUAAUUCGUCAAAGACAUACAGAGUUUGACGAACUGGUUUGUUUUGAAAAGGAAGACCAUUAAUUCAAAACUAUGCCUAUAAUUUAUAAUGAAGGUAAAGAUACAAUCAUCUUUACAUCUGAAGAGGAACAUACAGCACCUAGCAAAAUUGAUCUUCCUGAUCCGGAACCCAGUCCAGGCCUCAUAUUGUCCAAUGGAGAAAUAAAUUGGAAUUGUCCUUGCCUAGGGGGAAUGGCAACAGGACCUUGUGGAGUUGAAUUCCGAGAAGCUUUUUCGUGUUUCCAUUACUCUACUUCUGAGCCUAAAGGAUCUGAUUGUUAUGAAACUUUUAAGUUAAUGCAGACUUGUAUGUCUGAUUAUCCUGCACUAUAUGGAAAUAAGGAAUCGAACGCAAAUGUCAUAGGGGACGAAACUUCUGAAAUUGUUAAGGAAAAUAAAGCAUCUGCUAAUGGAAAUAAUGUACCAAAUUUACAUACAAGCGAAGAAGUCCCACAUGUACAGAAAGACAUUAGAUCAGAAAUAGUUAAAUUCAAAAUGCCAAAUUUAAGGAAAUGAGUUCUUCCUCAAAAAUUUCCAAGCUGUCCAAAAUAUUUAUCGACUAAUCAGAAAGGAACGAAAAUCUCCAUUGCUUUUCAUCGUGCACGAAGAAACGAUAUAUUUGAAAAUAUGCCCAUCGUUGAAAGUUCUCGGAAUUAUGGUGGACAGAAAAGGCAACCAGUUUUCGUCUGGAACCCGGUAACAAGUGUUGAAUUUAGAAAAAUUAAGAAUUUGUAUUUCUAGGAAUACGCGAUUUUUCCUCCAUCUAAAAAUCCCCCAACGGGAACAGAAAAAUUGCAAAUCCUAUUCCUCUCAAUCGGCUUAGUAAAAUUUAACGAAAGCAUUUAUUUAACCUAUUUUUCAUUAUUAAAUCUUUUUAUAACUUUUGAAAAUUGCAUAUAAUAUCGUACCAUCUCGCUUAUUAAAGAGAAGUUACACCUUCAUUCUUCAAUCAUUAUCUUCUUAAGUCAUUUUUUUCAUUAUAUUGUGAUUAUACAAAUUAACUGCCUCAUGAAUGACAGGCGAAAUACAAAUUUUGUUAAAAAUAAUAACUCUUUAAAUAAUUUAAUAUUUGCUUCUAAAUACUUGAAGAUUUAUCACUUAUCUUUAUGGUCACGCUGUUGUAGCGUAACGCUUGCGUUCGUUCGGUCCGCCAGGAAAAAAAGUAAGCAAAGUGAAUAAAGUUAAAGUAAACGUUUAUUUUCAAUAGAAAGUUCACAAUGGGAUAUCUCGAGCUAUUCUACGUUCUCAAAAGUUUAGGGAUUGUCGAAAAUGCAUGAAGACUGCAGGCGGUAAGUGUAGUACUGAUUGCCGAAGAGAGUCUCCUACUCAUGACCUAUCGGGAUGGAAAGUAGCGCGGUACUGCUGUAACUACGCUGUCGAUAGUUGUGCAAAUAUUGAUUAUCACUUCGCAUCGCAUGAGUAGAAUCACGCGAGUUACGUGCGUAGCGUUUAUGACAGCUACCUUGAUUUAGCUGCUGAAAAAAAAGAAAGUAUGUUCUCCAAAUAUAAUAAAAAUUAUAAUUUUGUGGACAUCACAGGGGUACACUCAUGAUAUUAAAAAUUUUACUUAAAUAUCACAUAAGCAUACUAUUUGAUGUGAAGGUUCUUUU